Molecule: messenger RNA, 1239 nt
Organism: Alternaria arborescens
Lineage: Eukaryota; Fungi; Ascomycota; Dothideomycetes; Pleosporales; Pleosporaceae
Exons: 4
Coding region: 1-1239 (412 amino acids)
Source: RefSeq, a predicted model, not a curated record
AUGUCGAUUGAUCCGUCGAAGCUACCACCAGCACAAUAUGUGCCCGGUAGACAGUACAUCAUUGACCAUGCUGGUAGGAUUGAUAAGGUGCCAUUUGUGAUCACGACGGGUAUUCUUUUCGGGCUUGCUAUUCUUUCCGUGUUAGCACGCUUCGCGAUUCGCAUCUUUGGCGGUCGGAAAAUACGAUGGGACGAUGGCUUUGUCUUGGUGUCAUGUUUGUGUCUGAUAGUCGCGUUCGUCUGCGUCCACAGGCUUCUGAACACUUUCUAUCUUAUCGAAGCCAUGAACCAAAGGAAGACGAUUCCGUUCCGAGAGGAUAUUCCUGCAAUAUUGGACACGCCUAAGUGGGCCUUCAUCUUCUCCACGUUCAACUGGACUUCCCUUUACCUAGUCAAGUUUGCUUUUAUGAAUUUCUUUCACACCUUGACCCGAGGGCUAUCAGUCAAGAUCAUGCGGUUCUACUGGAUAACCGUAGGCUUUCUUGUCGUUUGCUGGAUCUAUGCAGUCAUCAACUUUGUGGUUAUCUGUCCACACUUUGGUACAGACGCAGCUACAUGUGGCUUCAAUCCCCGGCAGCAUGAAAGAAGUGUCGCGGGUAACGUUCUCGUCGGCGUCCUCGAUAUCAUAGGCGAUGUUCUCAUUGUGAGCUUUCCCAUUGUCGUUGUAAACGAAUCGAUGAUGUCGUUCUCCCGAAAACUAUCGAUUGUGGCAUUGCUAGGCCUCUCGACAGUAAUGAUCAUUUGCGCGCUGAUCCGAGUCGUCGGCUCAUUGACCGAGACAACCGAGGCAGGGAACGGAACGGCGCCGGUGUGGGCUGCGUACUGGUUCAUUGUCGAAUCUUGUGUUGGACUUAUCAUGGCGUCUGUCAUUGUUAUCCGCGGAGUUUUCAUCACGAUCCUUGUUGACGACGAUCGACGGAACAAGGAUAGCGUACUUCAGCAAUUCGGACGUCGUUUCCUGGCUAUCAUGAGGCUGUCCAGAUCCUCACGAAGUAGCAAGUCGAGUACCCAGCGAGGCGACGCGCUCCAUGACCAGCACAAGGAUCCAAGCGCCCCAAGGAUUGCUACUCAGAAACUUCACGGAGGAACAUUGAAGACCAUCAGAUCGUUUAUAUCAGGUGGUAAUAGACAUGGCCACACGCAAGAUGACGCGCCACUGUCAAUAGAAACAAUCCAGAGUCUUGAGGAUAUGGACUACCACAAUAUUCGCAAAGCGGAAGUGGCAAAUCACCAGCCAUAG